Acaulospora colombiana is the source of this 1614-nucleotide messenger RNA. Lineage: Eukaryota; Fungi; Glomeromycota; Glomeromycetes; Diversisporales; Acaulosporaceae. The record is from the annotation of a GenBank genome assembly.
AUGGUCCCGGAUCAAGACAAGAGGUCCGAAGAUGAUAGUGUAAAGGACACAUCCCAACCUAUAAACUUUCCGGCAUUAAAUUUAAAUGGCGAAAACGAUUCGUCACCUUCAGGUGUGGCCAGUAGUGUGGAUAAUUCGUUGGAGUUGGACAUUGAAAUCGAGAACCAGAGACGACUAAAAGCUUUAGACAUUAACGACUGCAGUAUUACGUCAUCACGUGAAUCAAAUCUAGCCAUAUCGGAGUCGGCUGUCACUGCAUUAUCGGAAAUGGUGGAUGACACGCAUAUGUUAAUCGACUCACCCGCCAUUUCACCGAAAUCAACAUUAGACGAUGUAAGAUCAUGGAGAACCGUGGCGCAUAAUGGAUUCGUCACGAAAGACAUAACGCCACCCCGUCGCAUAUCUAAACCCGAAAUCACUUCUCGCAUAGAUUCUAGGUCAUCAUCGUCAGUGAAUUCUGUCGAUGGUGACUUUGAUAAGUCUGCGAUGGGGAAAACGGUGACGCCUUCAAACGAUAAAUAUAAUUAUGAAAUAGAGAGCAAUAUAGACAAUGAUCUAGAAGACGAAGGCAAUAACUCCAGAGGAAACAAUGGCGAAAAACAAAAUGAUGAAAGUCGUGAUAGAACACCAAUUCACUUGGGAGGAAUGAAGCAAUUUGAUGAUUUCAACAGCGAGCCGUCAUCUGACGAUUACGAAUCCGAAGGUAGUAUUGUCAUGAGCGAUGAUAAUAAUCAAGGAAAAGGAAGGGCGAAAAUAAGGUGCCCAGAGAAUCGGCGGAAUGUCAGGACUGUUCAAAGAGGAAAACCGAAUAGCAUCACGACCGCAAAGUCGAAUGAAAUUGAAAUGAUUAUCGACAUCGUUGAUAACACUAUUACAGAAUUCUUGUAUGCAUCUUUCGUUUUUAUUCACCAGUCCAUGGGUUUUACGCUCUCUCUCUCUCUAAAUUCGAUGAAUUUCAAAUAUGCUUUGAAUUACAGGGGAGACCUCGAAGAUGAGAACUCGUUUGAAAAAGAGAUACAUCAUUUCAAAAAAGAGUUUAAAACUCGCAUGCGUAAUCAGGUUUGGGCCUUUUUGUUUUGUGUUUUGGUCUUUCUUUUCCUUGAGAUUUUAUCUUUACCGAAAAGAGCGUAUCAAAUAAUUCAGUUGGAUCUUGUUAAUGAACAAAUAACGAUACGAUCAUCUUUGAGAAAAGCGAAGUCACGAACUAAUCAGUUACAUAAGGAGAUUGCAUGCUUGCAGCAUAAACGCGAAAAAAUCGAAAUCGAUUUGUCGAAAGAAAGGAAAGCAUUUAAAAGAGAUGAACAAAUUAGAAAGAAAUUGGAACAAGUACAUGAUUUUCUCUCAGAUAUUGAGAUCUUGCGAGAAUCUGUCAUGGCUGAGAAUGCUUUAUGGAGCGAAGACGAAAAUUUGGAUGGUUUCGAAGGCCUUUUAACCAAUGCAGCAUUUAAAUGUUGUGAUGUUUCUUAUUCUGUUAGUGCCUUUGAUGAUACUGAUCGAGCACCUUCUAGUAAUGGUGAGGGGACAUUGGGAACUUUACACCAAUUUAAUGCAUUACUUGAGGCCUGCGAGCAUAUUAUACGACAAUCUUCAGACGGGGAUAUACCACCGUUGUGA